AUGCAUGGAUCGGCGGAGUAUCCAACAUCUCUUCACGAAGGUGUUGCCAUGAUUUCUUCUGAAGCAAUUCUGCAAGUCUUCUGUGGGGCUACACCUCGACUCUUCUACCCUAACCCUUGUUCCAACUUAUUAACAUAUUCUCAUGGAUCCAUCACAAAAUGUAAAAAGAGAAGCCGCUCAAAUGCCAUUCGAUUCUUCAGGUGCUCAAAUGUUCAUACUUGUCGCCAGUUUCCUACAACUCCGAGCAUCCAUCGUCAAAACUUCCAAAAUCGACGAUCAUAUCAGCAUUUAAGUUGUAAAUGCCAAACUUCCGAAAGUGUUAGUGGAUUAACCGCCGAAGAUGCAAACGAUACAUGGGUUAUGGAUAAUCCCAAACAGUUCAACACUAUUCAAGACACAAAUCAUCCACCAAACCUGUCGGAUUCAAAGGACAUCCAUAAAUUGAAGAAAGAAAAGGACGAUUCAACAUCCGACACGAUUGAAGACGAAGCAUGGGACUUACUUCGUGAUUCAAUAGUAAACUAUUGUGGUAGUCCUAUUGGUACAAUAGCCGCAAAAGACCCCACAAGCUCUAGUGUACUUAACUACGAUCAAGUUUUCAUUCGCGACUUCAUACCUUCUGGUAUAGCUUUCUUACUAAAAGGGGAAUACGACAUUGUCCGCAGUUUCAUCCUUCACACACUUCAACUCCAAAGCUGGGAGAAAACAAUGGAUUGCCAUAGCCCUGGGCAAGGAUUAAUGCCUGCAAGUUUCAAGGUCCGUACAGUACCCCUUGAAGGAGACGAGACUGCAACAGAAGAAGUUCUAGACCCUGAUUUCGGAGAGGCUGCAAUUGGCCGUGUUGCCCCUGUGGAUUCCGGGUUAUGGUGGAUUAUACUGUUACGCGCAUAUGGGAAAAGUUCCGGAGAUUUAUCACUCCAGGAAAGAAUCGAUGUUCAAACUGGAAUCAAGAUGAUUCUAAAGCUAUGUCUUGCUGAUGGAUUUGAUAUGUUUCCUACUUUAUUAGUAGCAGAUGGACCUUGUAUGAUCGAUAGGCGUAUGGGGAUUCAUGGUCACCCUCUUGAAAUCCAAUCUUUAUUUUAUUCUGCUUUAUUAUGUGCACGAGAGAUGCUUGCACAAGAAGAAGGGUCGACAGACUUGAUUAUAGCUUUAAACAAUCGUCUUGUUGCAUUAUCUUUUCAUAUAAGAGAAUAUUACUGGAUAGAUAUGAAAAAGCUUAAUGAAAUCUAUCGAUACAAGACUGAAGAGUAUUCUUACGAUGCUGUUAAUAAGUUUAACAUUUAUCCAGAUCAAAUCUCUCCAUGGUUAGUGGAAUGGAUGCCGAAUAGAGCAAAAUGGGCGGAUUUAGUGGCAGAUAUGCCUUUCAAGAUUUGUUACCCUGCCCUUGAAGGUCAAGAAUGGCAAAUUAUCACGGGUUCUGAUCCUAAGAACACACCUUGGUCAUACCACAAUGGAGGUUCAUGGCCUACUUUACUCUGGCAGCUUACAGUGGCAUGUAUCAAGAUGGGAAGGCCAGAAAUAGCAGAAAGAGCAGUGAAGAUAGCAGAAGAGAGAUUGACUAAAGACAAAUGGCCUGAAUAUUAUGACACCAAAAGAGCAAGAUUUAUAGGGAAACAAUCGCGUUUGUUUCAGACAUGGACAAUUGCAGGAUAUCUUGUGGCAAAAUUAUUGCUUAAGGAUCCUACUAAAGCCAAGAUUUUGAUGAAUGAUGAGGAUUCUGAACUUGUGAAUGCGUUUUCUUGCAUGACCACUUCUAACCCACGUAAGAAACGGGGUCCAAAGAGCUCCCAGAAGACGUACAUUGUAUGAGAUUCUAUUCUGGUUAAGUUUGUUUGUUUUUAGGUGUAGAUUGUAUAGCAAGUGUCAGCCAUCAUUGAGCCAUUUUUAGUCAUUUGUGAUUGGAGUUUAUGAGUCGAACAUAUAAGUUGAACAAUGAACACAGAAGUAUACUUCGGUAUAUAAUUUAUUCAAAAACCUGCCAAGGAUUUUAAUGCGUUGA
Messenger RNA from Lactuca virosa, 1999 nucleotides. NCBI's taxonomy places the organism in Eukaryota, Viridiplantae, Streptophyta, Magnoliopsida, Asterales, Asteraceae. The record is from the annotation of a GenBank genome assembly.